GCCUUUCCGCGGCUGCUUUGUAACUUUCCGGGUGUGUGGGAAAGCGGCGCACAAAUAAAUAAAGCGCCUAAUAAUAAUAAUAAUAAUAAUAAUGACGAUGAAUUAAGUAAUAAAAAACAGCGCCACCGCCCUGUUUCCCUCGCCGGCUUCCUUCCCUCUCCGCGCGGCGCCGCCUUCCUCCCUUCCUGCCCUCAGAGUCUCCCCGACGCGACCGAGGCCCAGCGAGGCUCCCGCCGCCUGAGGAGAAGAAGCCGCGAGCCCGCCUACCUGAGGCCGCCCCUCCGCGAGGGAGGCGGAGCAGGACCGGCUAGGCCCGGCCUCCUCGCCGCCCUCUUCUCGCUCGCCUCCCGCAGCGUCUUCUCCUCAGCCGCCAUCAUGGCUGCCGCGGCCGCUUCUUCGUCGGCCUCCUCGUCGGCCUCCGGGGCCUCGGCUCCGGCGGGCUCCAGCGCGGCGAGCUCCGGGGGUGGCGGUGGCGGCGGAGGCGGCAGCGCUUCGGGCCUGACGGCUUCUCUGACGGGCACCAUGAACAGGAAGAAGAAGCCCUUCUUGGGGAUGCCCGCGCCGCUGGGCUACGUGCCGGGCCUGGGCCGAGGGUGAGUGGGCCGAGGCCGGGCGCUGGAGUUGGGCAGCGGCCCCGGGAAGUGGGGGCGGCGGCGGCGGCGGCGGGUGGGCCGAGGCCCGGCUGCCUCCUCGAGGCCUCCUCGCGUGGGCCCUCCUCGGGUCAGGCCUUUCCCUCCCCGCCCUUGCAGCGUUUCUUUGCUCGGCUCUGAGGUGCCCACGUUGCGCGUGGAAGGUGCCUCUGACCAUACGCAGAGUGCCUUCUCCGCAGACCAAGGCGCGCGGGUUUGCGUGGGGCCUUUAAAAGGCUUCAAGGGCCCGACGCCUAGAGCAUGUGCAGAGUUUCUUUUUGCUUCCCGAUUGUACCCAUAGGCAGGGUGAUUUCCUCCUCAGAGCAAGGCGUGUCUGUGUAGCCUUUGAAAGGCUUCAAUGUCCCGACGCCAGGAGCAUGUGCAGAGUUCUUUUUGCCUUCCAAUUCCUACAUUGCAGGGGGCUGUACUAGAUGACCCUCAGGGGUCCCUUCCAACUCUGUGAUUCUGUGAAAGGAAACGGCACCCUUCCCUGAAUAGUACUCUUUCCCCCCCAUUUUUAAAAAUUGGCAAGUUACGAAAGAUAAGGAAAUAAUGAAAACAUGCUGUGAACUGCCCUGAGAUCUGUGGAUGAAGGGCGGUAUACAAAUUUAAUAAAUAAUAAUAAUAAACUCACCCUGUGGCUUUAUUAUUACUGUAUUAUUAUUAUUGUUACUACUACUAAUGUAUUUGCCUUUCAUUUUUUGGAAAGUCUAUUUAUGUAUAUUUUACUUUUUUGCAUUUAUAACCCUGCUUUUGGGAGAAGGGUGUUGUGUCUCCUCUUCCCCCACAAAGCUCAGAUACGCUUUGCAACCUAGGAAGUUUAUUUUAACACUGACUCAGCCAACUCAAUUGUGCCCCAGUGCAGGAAAAUGUUCAAAAACAAAGCCAUGUGCUUUGUGUCAGAGGACGGUGACUCAGGUCUGCUUCCCUGGAUAGGUUUUUGUUUGAAAAUCCAUAUUGGAUAUCUAUUUUUUUUUUUAUCCUGACAUGUUAACAUUGGUUGCAACGAAAAGCACCACAGCAGCAAAAGUCAGCUGAUUUCUUGGGAUAUUUUCAGUCUCAGACACAGAGGUAUGCCAGUAUAGGAUGGUCAUCUGUUAUGAAUGCUUGAGUUGAGAUUCCUGCAUUGCAAGGGGGGGGGGUUGGACUAGAUGGCCCUCGAGGGUCUCUUCCAACUCUACAAUUCUGUGAUUCUCUGGGUGCCAAUAUUGUGCAAGUUUAGACACUCACUGAAGACCUGCUUCAGUAUUUUAUAUUCAGUAUAUGUACGCACUUGAAAGAUGUCCUAAUGUUUUAAAAAGACAACAAAAUGAACUGGACUCCUUGGCAGGUUUUGAAUAAACAUACACAAAUUUAUUGAUAACAUGCUAGAUAGAUAAUAUAAGGAUUUAUAUAAUUUUAUAAUAUGCAGAGAAUAACAUGUGUUGAGAAAUCAGAGAGGAGCUGAGGGAAGACUCUGCGGGGGGAGGCAAGGUUUGAUGGGGAGUGGGGGAAAAGGGGGAAAAAUAAUGAAUAUGAUAUGUUUUGAUAUAUUAUGUUGAGAUUCUUAAUAAAAAACUUUAUAAAAAAGAAAAAAAAGAAAUAUGUCCUAGCGUGAUAAAAAAGGUGAUAAAAGAUAUAUAUAUAUAUAUAUAUAUCAGUAUAUAUAUCAUUUAAGGCACACUGGUAAUCUUGGAAAGUAAAGAUUAGCUUUUAAAAUUUGCAGAUGUUUUGCUUCCUGAGCAUCCAGGGACUAUUCUCCCUUGCUACAAUUGAGGGGUUAUUUGCAAGUCUGGGUUUAGGUAGGACUUGGAGCAGGGUUUCUGAAUUUGAAGGACUGGUGCCCAGUCCCUUGUCUGAAAUCCCUCAUACUGAACUGGCUGCUUUCUUCUGUCUAGUGCUACAGGUUUCACUACCCGCUCGGACAUUGGCCCUGCUCGGGAUGCAAAUGACCCUGUGGAUGACCGCCAUGCUCCGCCAGGGAAGAGGACCGUUGGGGACCAGAUGAAGAAAAACCAGGCUGCGGAUGACGACGAUGAAGAUCUGAACGACACCAAUUACGAUGAGGUGAUGCAUCUUUGGCCUUACUGUCUUGAUGGACAUUAAUGGCAAUGUACACAUAAAGCUACAUUGUGCUCAGACCAUUGCCCCCCUUUAGCCUGUCUACUCUUACUAGCUGUGGUUCUGUGGGGUGUGCUUAGUGGAUAACGGGGUUCUUGCAGUUAACACUACCUUUUUGUCAUUUGCAGUUCAAUGGAUAUGCUGGAAGUCUGUUCUCCAGUGGACCUUAUGAAAAAGAUGAUGAGGAAGCUGAUGCGAUUUACGCUGCUUUGGAUAAAAGGAUGGAUGAAAGGAGAAAAGAGAGAAGGUAGGAGGUUAUUUUUUUUAGCAUUGAGAUAAAUGCUGGUUGUAUCUGGGGCCUCUGCACUGGAACCUUGCCUGUUGCUUCUCUGGUUAUAUGUUUGGCCUGAACAUGGGGUCCUGAAGUAUUAAAAGUACUUGCUAUCUCCCUUUUGGAAAUAGGAAUGGGUGCCUGCAUGGUUGACUCCUGUGCUUUUUUUAUUUUUUAGAGAACAGCGUGAGAAAGAAGAGAUUGAAAAGUACCGAAUGGAACGGCCAAAAAUUCAGCAGCAGUUCUCAGAUCUGAAAGUAAGGAGAGAAAAAUGUGUGUGUGUGUUCUCCAAAGGUGAAAUCAGAAAAUUAUGUUGGGGAGGAGGGGGGUCAGAAAAAUGUUUGUGUAGUAUGUGUUGGAUAUCAAUUAUUAAAUCAAAGUGGACCAGUGAAUAACAUAGGACUUCAGCUUGGGAGACCUAGGUUCAAGUACUGACUCUCCAGACCACUUGGAGUGUCUAUUCCUCAUUCACACACCAGGAAUAACUUUUAAGAAGUUGCGGAUGAAAAAGAGGGAGAAAUCAAAACUGUAUUUCAGUGACACACUGAUUUCAACUAUGGCACUGUAAUUAUGUUGUCUGCAUUUUUUGUAGAGAAAACUAGCUGAGGUCACUGAGGAAGAGUGGCUUAGUAUCCCUGAAGUUGGUGAUGCAAGGAACAAACGCCAAAGGAAUCCACGUUAUGAGAAACUGACUCCUGUUCCUGACAGCUUCUUUGCAAAGCACUUGCAGUCAGGCGAGAAUCACACAUCCGUGGAUCCCCGGCAAACGGUGAGAAAGCGGGGGACGGAUACAGGUCCACCUGAGAGAGGUUUCUUUUGUAACAUAGUUUUUGUUCAUUUUCAUCUUUAAACUGUUUAACUUGGUUGCAUUGAGAGCUGUCUUUGUUUGCAUUAGAGCAUGUGACAUGCAACAAUUACAUAAAAUUAAAAUAAAAGAUAAAACAACAAUAGGCACUCGGGCAAACAUUUCCAAGUAUAUUAACAAAGUUGCGACAAGGUGUUUAUACCAAAGUUAUUACAGAUAGGAAAUAAUGUAUAGUAAUGUUUUAUUGUUUAGAUUGGUGAUCAUAAGUAAAAAAACAUUUUGUCUCAAUAACAAUUAGAAUUUAUAGAGAGGGGGAAGGGGAAAAAAUAAAAUACAGUGGUAUCUCGGGUUACAUACCCUUCAGGUUACAGUCUCCGCUAACCCAGAAAUAGUACCUCGGGUUAAGAACUUUGCUUCAGGAUGAGAACAGAAAUCAUGCUCCGGCGGCGCAGCGGCAGCGGGAGGCCCCAUUAGCUAAAGUCGUGCUUCAGGUUAAGAACGGAUCUCCGGAACGAAUAAAGUACUUAACCCGAGGUACCACUGUAUGUGCUUCAUGCACAGCAGACUGUGCUGUAAACUGUGGAUACUCUUCCAUCAUAUGGCUCAUUAUUUGUGUAAUCAUUAAAGUCACACCAGACUGCAUAAAAAUUGUCGGAGCAACUUUAAAGUUAAUGCCUAUAAACAUUCCUCUGCUGAUGGGAAUGGAAAGGAAUUGGCUGCUACAGGUCAGGGACAUUAUUUGCAUUGAAUUCUUAAUUCCAUCCACCCCUGUGAAUCCAACAUUUUAAUCUGGACACUGUCUGAGUUUGGGCAACCUAUGAAGGGAGGAGAGCCAGUUCCCUUCAAAUCCUCAGUGUGAUCAGAAAGAUCAUGUGCUGCAGAUUUUGCAGGUCUACCUUUUCGGAUUAAAGGUGGGGUAUUGAUUAUUUGUAUGCUCCCCUGAUUGAAAAAAAAUCCUCAUAUUGUUGGCCCAGUUCUGUGGCAUGAUCUUUCCCAAGAGGUUCAUCAAUGUUCCUCUGUUUUCAUACUGCUCGUCUGUUUCGAAAGGCUAUUUGCUAGUGUGGAGGUAGGAACAUAUCACAGAAAGUUUUACCAUUUUGUUUGUUUCUGCUUUUCUAGAUGUGUCUUAUGGUGAGUUUUUAUGACAUUCUUUAAAUUACAUUCUAUAAAUUACAUUCCAUAAAUAGCAAUGAGCCACCUUGGGUGAUUGUGGGAAGGUUUUGUGUGGAAUCAGUGUUGCUUCUAAGUGGAUAUCAUGGUUCCAACUUCCUCUCUGAUAUAUAAGGAUAAGCUUAGAAAGUUCGCUAACCCUUCAGUCAAAUUAUCUUUAAUAUAUAGCUAGUUGACUAGUUUCUGCUAAUGCAGCAAAAUAUGUCUGUGUAAAAGCCACUUUCCAACAUUCUGUCAUGUUUUAGCCUUCACCCCAGUGAUAUGUUCUGGUGUCCUGCUUUACUUUCUCUAGUACAAGUGAGAAAACUAAAGCCCUGAUCAUGGAGGCAGUAGUACAGUGACAGCAAAGCUUUCUGUUCCCCUUGGUGACCAUCAUUUUGUAGUGAGCCCUGGCAGCAUAUAAUCCUGUACACAACCCACUUACCACAAAGAUGAGAGUCCCCUCCCCUCCCACUAAAACUGAUGGCUAAGAUUAUGGUGGAGACUUGGGUGUUCUUUUUGCACUAGAGACUUUAACUUAUUUGGUUUUGCCCCUUCCUUUUUUUAAAAAACAGCAAUUUGGUGGGCUGAAUACUCCCUUUCCUGGGGGCUUAAACACACCUUAUCCAGGAGGAAUGACACCUGGGCUGAUGACUCCUGGGACAGGUGAGCUGGACAUGAGGAAGAUUGGCCAAGCUAGGAACACCUUGAUGGACAUGCGGCUCAGCCAGGUAAGCAUCAAGGAACAAAGCGGAUUUUUGUUGCUUAUUGAACCUGACGAACGAAAUUGGGCCUUAGAACUGUCAGCUUUGUCAUCCAGAAAAGUGAGUGCUUGCCAUUGAGAGGUUAUUUUUCAGGGUUAUACUCCCCAACCCCAAAUAUAGGGUUGUUGGAACAAAGAGUGUAGGGGGGGUUUCCCAAUUCUGCACAACAAAGUGAUCUUAUUUUCUGAGUUUCUUUUAAGUCUGUUUGUGUGCAUGUUAGUGAGGCUUGAGUGAUAAACUUUAAUGAUGCUGGCUACAAAAUCUGGGCCUGCUGAAGAGGCCAGAGACCAUCUUGGCAGUGGAUCCUGGAAGACCUGCUCCUUGCCUUUCUGGCCUUUUCCCUACCUGGCUUGGGAGGGCAGGGCCUUGAUUGACUCCAGCUACAACAGCUGUUGAAAAACCUCUUGGGCUGUGUUAUUGUCUAGAGUGUUUUGUUUGGGUUUUUGUUGUUGUUAAUGAUACUAAUUUUUGCACCUUUGUUUUUAGAUCUUAUUAUAAUGUAUGAAGAAAUUGUUUCAGUUUGGUUGUGUGCUUUUUGACGCUUUUUAUUUGUUUAUGGUUUUUGUUAUGUUUGUGAUUGUGUAAAUCUUGUCAUGUUGUAAGCCGCCCUGAGCAUGGUUUUAACUAUGGAAAGACACCAUACAAAUAAAAUGAUGAUGGCGAUCAAACACUUGAUUAAUCAUUGGGUUUACAUCUCCAGGUGUCUGACUCUGUGAGUGGCCAAACGGUGGUGGAUCCCAAGGGCUACCUCACCGAUUUGAAUUCUAUGAUUCCCACACACGGUGGAGAUAUCAAGUAAGUCAGCGGGUGCACUGAUUUGGCUAUUAGAUUUUCUCGUCACGAGAGCUGGGUUGGUGAGCCUGUGGCCCUCCAGCUGGAUGUUGUUGAACUACAGCUCCCAUCUGCCCCAGACAGCAUAGCUAACAAUCAGGAAUGAUGGAACCUGUACUCCAGCAACAUCGGGAGGGCCAUAGGUUCCCACCCUUGGUGCAAGAAGGCCCCUUUGCUUUGAGUGAUCUGCACAUGGUUCAGGGUCCAGCCUUUGUUUGUGACACAGAAUGUAGAAACCACUAAGGUGGGAGGUACCUGACAGAACGUCAACCCCCCCCCAUCCUGUUUCCAGAAGCAAGGAUUCAAAGGACUGUGUGUGUCCCGUAGGUCCUGUUUGGCCAUUGCUUAAUGGGGCAGAGUUGACUAAAGUGGGAUGUGCAGGUUUCCCAGAAGUUGGUGCCAGCGCAUAGGCAGACCCUGCUUGCACACUCUCAAGUUGCCUCUACCUGGUUUGCCUCCAAGAGAGCAUCUUUGACUCUUACAGAUUGGCAAAUCAGCCAGAUAAUAAUACAUGUGAACAUAUACCACUCUCUUAGUUUGCUUCAAUCCACACCCGUGCCUCUUUCUCCCCUAGCCCCUUGUCUUUGUUCUCGCAGGCAAUUUUUAAAAAUCUCCUAUCCAUUCCACCAUCUUCCAGACUCUGCUUGCUAGCUCGCUUCCUUUGUUCCUUUGCUUCAUUCCUGUAACCUUCCCCACAAACCGUGGGCCCUGUUCUGUCCUCACCACUUUUAUACCUUUGCCAUAUGAUGACAUUUAUUACCCAGGAGAAGUCUGUAGUGUCGGUGAAUUGGUGUGAUGUAGAAGCAUGCCAAGUUAUUCUCGGUUCAUUUUCUCCCCUUGCCAGUGACAUCAAGAAAGCCCGUUUGCUUCUGAAGUCUGUGCGGGAGACAAACCCUCACCACCCACCAGCCUGGAUUGCGUCUGCGCGCUUGGAAGAGGUGACCGGAAAACUGCAGGUAGCACGGAACCUUAUCAUGAAAGGGACAGAAAUGUGUCCCAAGGUGAGCAUUCCAUUUUCCAGGACUCCUCCUUAAGUACCUGCGCUGGUUUCUUGUCACUUUGCACACAAAAUAAAUUCUCUUGAUCACUGUGACUUAAGGUGGUGGUGGGAACCCUUCACGCUAUAGGCCUAAUUUGGCCCAUGAGGCUGUUUACCCCAAGCUACACCCCCCCAGCCCCACACCUGAUGUCAUAUGUGAUAUUGGACAUGGCAUAGGUAAAGACACGGGGACGUGGGUGGUACUUUGGCCUAAACCACCGAGUCUCUUGGGCUUGCUGAUUGGAAGGUUGGCGGUGUGAAUCCCCGCGUGAGCUUGCUCUGUCCCAGCUCCUGCCAAUCUAGCAGUUCGAAAACAUACCAGUGCAAGUAGAUAAAUAGGUAUUGCUGUGGUGGGAAGGUAAACAGCGUUUCCGUGCGCUCUGGCUUCCAUCACGGUGCUCUGUUGCGCCAGAAGUGGCUUAGUCAUGCUGGUCACAUGACCCGUAAAGCUGUCUGUGGACAAAUGCUGGUUCCCUUGGCCUGAAAGCGAGAUGAGUGCCGCAACCCCAUAGUUGCCUUUGACUGGACUUAACCGUCCAGGAGUCCUUUACCCUUUUUUUACCUAGGUUAAAACACAGCUGUAGAGGCAGAAUGGGUAGCUUGAAGUGUGCUCCCAGUUGCUUCUUGGCAAUGCGAAUGGGAGCUUACUGACAGCCUCUGUCAGCUGAUUGAUAUUGCCAGUUCACCCCACUGGGAUUGGAGGCACUAGGGAGCUCCCAGGCGGGUUUGCUCCAUUGAAGUUUUCCAUUUGCUGGUCUACUACCCUUAGUACCGCAAGAUUGUUAUGAGAGUGCUUGGACUAGAAUUGUCAACCAAAAGCUUUAAUUUUCUGGUUUAUCACCACAACAGUUAUUAACACAGGACUUCAGUAAAGCAAAUAAUUUAAUUAGACAGUGCCUAUAUCAUACUGAGCAAGAGAAUAAUUUGGCCACGGUAAGGAAAUUAUUUCCCACCUAGUCAUUUUGACACGUUGGCACCCUAUUUGCAAAAUUUAACAGUUCCAAAAUACAGACACACUUUCACUUCAGCAAGAUUGAAUACACUGCCUUCGGCUGUACUUGAGGGUUGAUUUCAAAAAAAUUCCGUUGGAUAAUCGGUUAUUUCCAUGUGGAGAUUGGCAGUUCUGAGUCAGUGGCUCAUGUGCUUCUGCUUGCACUCUUUAUAACGAUUUGAGGAGUUAGGUUAUUAUCCCUCUAUUGUCCACGUCGGGACGCUCAACCAUUGCGACUGUGUCCUUUCUUCUAGCAGAUCAAGAUAACCAGGUGACAGCAAAAACUCCCAACAUUUUAGCAGGGGCAAUUAGAAUAAGAUCUAUUAUUUGAUUACUGAUGUAAACCUCCAAAAUGUUUUUUGUAUGGUUAAGUUUUUAUCUCUAUUUCAGUACAUUUUAUUUUACUGCUAUGGCUCGUGGCUGAUGCAAAUAAAGAUUCUUCUGAUCUGGUGCAAUUUUAUUUUUUUUAAUCCACUUGGGAAAAGGAGCGUUGUGGCUCUAACUUAACAGCUGCUUUUACAUGCUCUGGGGAAAUGUCAGUGGUGAUUAGGCAAACACCUUAAGCAUUGUGAUUUGAGGUUCCCCAUCCUGCUUUCUGGGCCCUCGUUCUCCUUUCUGCUUAUUAAAUAUUUUGCUUUGCUUGACACAUCUUUACUUUCUGCUUUCCUCCACUUUGUGCCACCUUCUGCACUGGUUCUGCUACCAAGGAUGACCAAGGCAAAAUGUGUUUGGGGCUAUUCGGAUUAUGGCAGGGGUAGGGAAGCUGUAGCCUUCCAGAUGUUGUUGGAGCGCCAGGUCCCAUCAUCCCUGACCACUGGCCAUGCUGCUUGGGCUGAUGGGAGCUGGGAGUCCAGCAAUAUAUAGAGGGCCAUAGAUUCCUUGUCCUUGGUUCAUGACGGGACAAGACGGGGGCUGGAGGGCAUGAAAGAGAACUCUGCAAAUUAUUGUGGUCUUGUUUAGUUUGAUGAAGAUGUGGACCCAAUGUGCGAUGGCAGUGGAAAGGGCAAAUCCAUGCUAGGGAUAAGUGGAAAAGGAACUGAAAAUAAAACUGCCAGUACAGAAUGUUACGAUCAGGGAAUCUAGAAUACUGCCACCUGAAUGAAUUAUGCCAGUACAGUGGUGCCCCGCAAGACGAAUGCCUCGCAAGACGGAAAACCCGCUAGACGAAAGGGUUUUCCGUUUUUCGAUGCGCUUCGCAGGACGAUUUUCCCUAUGGGCUUGCUUCGCAAGACGAAAAUGUCUUGCGAGUCUUGAGAUUUUUUUCGCUUUCCCCGCCUUUUUCUAAGCCGCUAAGCCGCUAAUAGCCUUUUAGCAGCUAAGCCGCUAAGCCUUUAAUAGCCACUAAACCGCUAAUAGUGCUAAUCCGCUAAGCCGCUAAUAGGGUUGCUUCGCAAGACGAAAAAACCGCUAGAUGAAGAGACUCGCGGAACGGAUUAAUUUCGUCUUGCGAGGCACCGCUGUACAUAUUUAACUGUAUAAUUCCAUCCUGCUUCCAGAAUCUAGUUUUCAAAAGAAUUUCGGAUUCAUUCCAUUGGUCAGAGCCAGCACACACAGGCCUCUGGUGCUACUGACAAGAACAAAUGCCCGUGUUUGCUUUUUUCCUCCUCCCUGCACAACCCCAUGCCUUUUGUGUCCUGACUUCUAGAUUGUAAGCCUGUAGGCAGGGACUGAAUUUUUACUGGUUGCUGUAAGCUGCUUUGGAAGCCUUCCCCCCCCCCCCCCUUCUUUAUCUGAAGAGUGGGAAGAAAAUCACUUUGAAUAAAUAAAUAUUUUGGGAAAGCGUAAAAAUAUAUAUUCCAACAUCGUAAUGCCUAUUAUGCAAAUUUAUGGUGCGACCGCAUGUGGAGUACAGUUUGAAAAGGUUCAGGAAAGGGCCGGUGAAAUGAUCAAGGGGAUAAAGCAACUCCCCUAUGUAGAAAGCCUGCCGCAUUUGGGACUUCUUAGUUUGGAGAAAUGGCAAGCAAGAGGCAUUAUUGCAAGUAAACAACAUGUUCCAGCCAGACAAAAGACUCUAGGGUGGUGCAGACAGAGCAGGGCCAGUGAAGAGUGUGACUUGGGGAGAAGGCAUAGGAAGGGUCACACAGGCCAGGUAGAGGCCUGGAGGCCCACUUUGAGCCUAACCUUCUCCAUCCGUUGCUUAAAUUGCAAUCCAGUGUCUCUUUCUCCUGGUUUCCACAGAGUGAAGAUGUCUGGUUGGAAGCUGCCCGCUUGCAGCCGGGGGAUACUGCUAAGGCUGUGGUUGCCCAGGCCGUUCGCCACCUUCCACAGUCAGUCCGGAUUUACAUCAGAGCAGCAGAGCUGGAGACUGACAUCCGAGCAAAGAAGCGUGUCCUUCGGAAAGGUGAGAGAGAGCUGCCUUUGAAGUGCUGCAGGGUGCUGCCUUUGAAGACAAGUUUGGAAAUUACGUUUAGUUCAGGGUGCAGCUGCUGGGCUAUUUACUAGGACUGAGCAAGGGGACUUCAUCUCGCCUGUAUUGAAACACAUGCCUUGACUCCUGGCCUGUUUCCAAGCUCACCUCAAAAAAGCGUUGGACGGAAAAGUACCGUAUUUUUUGCACCAUAACACUCACUUUUUUCCUCCUAGAAAGUAAGGGGAAAUGUCUGUGCGUGUUAUGGAGCGAAUGCCUGCGGGUGGCGGGGGGGGAUCUGCUGCAGUCGUGAGCAGAGGAUCUAUGGUUCCCCUUCCUUCCCUCCUCCGUGGUUACAAAGCAUGGAUCCACAUGGAUCCUCAGGAUUUUUGCAUUGGGCUACUCCAAACUCACUGUCAGAUCACAUGUCUGUGGCCACAGCAUGAACCACAAAAAUCAUAUAUCCACUAUUUUGUUUAGAAUAUUUUUUUUCUUGUUUUCCUCCUCUAAAAUCUACGUGCGUGUUAUGGUCUGGUGCGUGUUAUAGAGCGAAAAAUACCGUACUUGCCUUUUUAAAACUUAUGCCCCGGGUCCUUGUUAGACUGUUUUUACCCCACACAACUCUGCUCGAGUCACCAAGAUCAUUAACUGGAGGCUCUCCUCUGUUUGCUCCAUUCUUCGGAAGGAUGUUGGGUGCCAGGUAGGGAGAGGACCUUUUUGGUUGUGGUACCUUUUGAAUUUCAUCUCUGGGGUAGCUCACCUGACACCUGCUUUAAUUUUUUUGAUGCCAGGUGACUCUCCUGAUUCAUUGUGCUUUCAUCUGCUGGCUCUUUUUUGUCUCGGUGGUUUGAUAGAAGUAAGGGAUGGAAGCAGGCAGUCAUAACGCACAACCUAGAUGGCCCCUUGAACAAGAUAGACACGUAGAGUCUUUUUAAAAAAGCUGUCAUGAUGAUUGCAGCUGGGGAUCCACAGAUAGUCCUGGUUCAAUACCAGCUUUGUCCCUUCAGGGUGGUAGGAUGAUGGUAGUUGUGGGGUGUCUAAUCUCUGCUACUCGGCACGGCCCGUAUCCAAAGCCAAAGGUGCCGCCUGCCCCUUGGAACUUGGAAAGCAUGAGUUUGCUUCUGCUGCGCUGAGCUUGCUGGAAGCAACUAUAGUGGGUGAACGUGUAGCCCUCUGGUUAUAGAUCGGCGCUUGAAAGGAGAAUAUACAAAGACCAAACUUUUAAACCUUUUGUAAUUAGUUAACAUAUACACUCCUAUUUUCUACCAGAAAAUUUUGGCCUACGUAAGUACGUAUUUACAUAGAACACUAGUAAAUUCUUACUUUUCACCCCAAAGGCAGUGGGGGAGGGGAACCUCAAGUUGUAUUUUACUCCCUCUAAAUAUUGUGCUGAACCUUAAGCUUCCAUUGUUCUCAGGAGUUAACAGAGUCUUAUGAAAUGCUAACCUUUCUGCUUGAAGCUGCUUUUCCGCAUUCUGUAAGUUGCUCUUCAGCGGCUUGGAGAAAUUAGACGUGACUUAGCCACAAGGGCUGGACCUGCUUAUACAGGUCUUUUAUCCCCAAAACUGGCACCUUGUCUCCAUGUGGAGUGUUCACCUGUGGUUGAAAGGCCAUCUGGUUAGGCCAUGUAAAUGUCAGCCUAGCCGUGCGAUGAGUUACUCAAAAGCGGGUGCUUUGUGUCUUGAUGGCAGGUGAGAGUAGUAAGGGUGGUCUCUGGAUCGGGUAUUCAUUUAGUGUUAUUUGGGCAUAUGUGAUAAAGCCACAGUAUGUGAGGCAUUCUUCCUGAUGUGUGGGAAUUGAAUCCUCUCACUGCAAGAACAUGCCGGUUUCUGCUGGGUAGUGUUUCCGAACACCAGGGCCUGUCAUCCAGCAUUUAGAGAAGUGCUUGGAGAAAACCCCCUGCUGCGACUAUAAACAUGAUGAAGGACGGCAAGCAUCCAACUAGUCAGAAUGUUGUCGCAGUAAAUUUCCAGGAAGCAUCCUUUGCUGCCUCAGAGCCUGAGGAAGAUGCAAUCAUUAUCUCUUGCGGGCUGCUGUGGAUGUAAUUAAAGAGCCAGCACCAGCUCGAUGUUUUGAGAAGGUUUUGUUUCUUAGUGCAUCAAGGCACCAGUCUCUUGCAACUCUUCUGUCUCCUCACCCGGCCUUUUCUGCCGCAUGUGUGAAAGACCAGUUGUGAUGAAUGACCCACUUCGAAAAGCGUAGUCAAGAUCAGGAGGUUCAGAAACCCAAGCAAGACCAAUUUCCGUAAAGGCUUACAGUGGUACCUCAGGUUAAGUACUUAAUUCGUUCCGGAGGUCCGUUCUUAACCUGAAACUGUUCUUAACCUGAAGACCACUUUAGCUAAUGGGGCCUCCUGCUGCUACCGCACCACUGGAGCACGAUUUCUGUUCUCAUCCUGAAGCAAAGUUCUUAACCCGAGGUACUAUUUCUGGGUUAGCGGUGUCUGUAACCUGAAGCGUAUGUAACCAGAAGCGUAUGUAACCCGAGGUACCACUGUAUAAGAAACUUUAUUAAAAGCCAAAGUCUGUAAAAAGGAAAAGCUUCAAACAAUUACACAAAUUAAGACUGCUCAAGGCUAAAAAAUAACAAAACUAUAUUAUCUAGCUAGCUGACACUUACAUAUAAAUCUUAGUAGGCUGAGGCAAAAUGCCUUCUAAGGUCUGAACAGGCGCUGACCUUCCAUGAUCAGAGAACUGCUUAUGCUCACCCCAAUCCCAUUUUUAAGGGAACGCUGACUAUGGGGGUUCACCCUUUCCGCCCAAAUAAAUCAGCACCUGCUCCCAUCAUGUGUCUGUGAUUACCGUUCGAUACUGGCAUUGAGACCUUAAUGAGAGACAGCUGUGUUUAAGCUCAUUAUUCUAGCAUUUCUAACGAAUUCCCACACAACCCGCUUGCUAGUCUUAACGGGAGAAUAUCACCACACUCCAGUUAUAAAAUGAAAGAUACCCCAUUUUCUUCUUCUUUUAAUGGUCUUACUUUAAGGUUAAGCAGCAAAUCAUCUAGCUCUGAAUUGUGCUCAGCUUUUUCCCCAUCCACCUUCAAUCCCUGUGUAACCAGGUGAUCUGGAAGGGGCAGAGUGCACAAAGUUGUAACACAUUUUGAGAGUACACACUUGAUGCACGUGGUUGGAAGUGGUGUGUGGUUCUCAUGUGAUGUUUUUAACCUGGGUGCUACAGAAAUGAAUUCAGCAAAGAGGAUUGUGUUCCACCUUUCUGAUCUAACUGGCUGCCUCCUAGACAAGGAUGGGGCAAGUCGCAUGUCCAGUGUAAGGACUUGAGCUUGCAAUAGCUCUUUGAUCUGGUGACCGGAAUACCUCUUGAGUCCCAUAAAAGCUGCUAGAUUAGGCCUGUUUGCUGGUCUGACCAGCUGGACUUGAUCUUUCCAUAUUGUCUCACCGUGAGGCUCAGCAGAGUCAAAUUCCCCUAGUUAACCAGCCUUUCUUCCCAGCUUCUGGUUGUCUUUCCUUCCUGGGAAAAGAGAGUUUUUGGAUUCUAAGGAUCGACAACUAAAGACCCCUUGAUCCAAGUACUUGUUCAGCCAGUAAGCUCACUCGGUGCUUUUUCUUUGCCCAUAACUAUCUCACAGGGUGGUUGAUAUGAUAACCGUCCUAUUUAUGCCACCCUGAAUUUCUUUUGAGGAAGGGUUGGGCAAUUAAUAGGUAAUAAUCCAAGUUGUGGGCCAUACUUCCCCCACCAUGCAUAAUUAACAAUGCAUCCAUCGCCACCAUUAGUGUAAUUAAUGCAUCCAUGCCUCUGCAUUCAGAGUUGCAUCCGGUUUCUCAUGGGGCUGUAGUGACAUGAGUUAGUGACUGCUGCUGUAGAUGGCAGCCCCUCGUCUCUUUCUCUCCCCUCUCUACAUUCAGCAAUGUAAAAAAGUGUGAUGAGACAUCUUCAUUUUGAAAGUUUCCCUGCCUCAGCUUGCUUCAAUGAGUUCUGUUUCCUGGAGCAAGAGAAGUUACGGUUGUCCCAUGUGUUUGUAUGCAUUGCUAAACAUCAUGGUAGGAGGGCAAGGGGAGACAUGGAGCCACUCCCCCCUCCCACAACUAAAUGUGUGCUAUGUUGUUACACGGAGUAUAUCAUUUUCCAUGAAGAAGAUACAGAUUUGUGGAAGUUGAAAGUUUUAGUCCCAAGGUCUUGUGAUUUUUUUCUCUGGCUUUGGUUGCCAAGACCUGGUUCUGCCUACACAGCUGAAGUGCUCAGCAGCAAUUGGUAGGAAGGAGUGUUCUGGUUUGAUUGUUUUAUAGUUAAGGUGCCCAGGACAUCAUGACGAUACAAGAGCCAAAUCACUCCCGCCAGCCUUCUUCCCAGCCUUACGAGCUGGGUGGUGGUGAGCGGGGAUUGCCAGGGAAUUCUGGGGACGGUUUUCUUUCUCUUCUCCCCCACCCCACCAGAAGCUCCAUGGGUGGAGGGAAGCAUUGCUAUUUAUCCUGCUCCCUGGAUGUGAUAGCACAUUCACCGAGGCAAGCAAAAGGGUGGAAACCCCGUUCAGGCAGAUUGGCAUUUUGCCCAUAAAAUCGUUUCAUUCAGUUUUCUAGGUUAUCCACAUGCAGGAAGAAAGAGGACUCUUUCUGUUGCCACCUUGGAUAUGAGGUUCUGCAGUAGUGUUUGAAACUCCCGUUGUUCUAGGCGCAUUUUGCGACAGGGAAUUUCAAUAGCACAAGCAGUUUCUGAGCUCUGAAUGCAGUGCUGCGCCUAAGAUUUCAGAUUAAAACUGCAGAGUGGAAGGAAAGGAGGACCUUUUUCUGCUUCCCCACUUCCAGCUACUUUCUGAAGACUGGAGAAGAGACUCUCUUAAAAGUGUUUAGAGGGGGUGGGCAGGGGAAGGACUACUCCAUGUGACAAAUGAACAUACCGUAUUUUUCGCACCAUAGGACGCACCGGACAAUAGGACACACUUUGUUUUAGAGGGGGGAGAACACGAAAAAAAAAAUCUCCCCCUCUCUGCCCAGCGCCCCUUCAGCGAAGCGGCAGGAGGCACUGCGCAGAGAGGGGGAGAACUUUCCCCCUCUUGUUUUCCCGCUCUAAAACAAGGUGCCAUUUAAGGUGCGUUCAGGCGGCUACCUUGGAAGCCUGGAGAGCGAGAGGGGUCGGGAGCAGCGGAAAGGCGCAGCGGAGAGGCUCCUGCCAUAGCCGUGCGUCACCUCUCCAGCCGGGAGAGGGUCGCGGGGCUAUGGCAUCUUCGCUCCAUAGGACGCACACACAUUUCCCCUUCAUUUUUGAAGGGGAAAAAGUGCGUCCCAAAGAGCGAAAAAUACGGUAAUACUUUAGUUGCAGUUCAUUCAUUUUCAGCUUUGUCUUCUUGUUAUAAAAAGUGUGCCUAGAUGUUCUGUUGUUGCUCCCAUAACCUAGGUUUAAGGUGCCAUUUAGCUCUUAGCUUUCAUAUCUUAGUUUCUAACGCUGUUCUGCAGGUCUGCUGAAAAGGCGCUUGGUUAAAAUUGCCUUUUUAGAGUCUCUUUUCAUAAGCAGAGGGAGAGACUGCCCUGGGUUGCUGAAGAAAAUCAUCCUUGGGCUCAGCAGCUUUUUCUUUAUUAAAGCCAGGCCUUAGCAUUUUAAGAAAACUUUUCCAAAACAAUCUGUUUUAGGGGCACGGUAUUGAUUGCUUUUUGGAAGAGUGUCCUUUAAAACUGCCCGCAACUAUUUUGAAAAGCAAAGCAGCUAGUUGUGUGGGUCCAUUUAGAGAAAUGUUCCAAACAGGAAGUGAGAGGGAAAAAAUAAUGCCUUUUAUUAGAACCAGCCCAAAUUCACAAUGUGCUGUUGAGCGUUUCAAGUUGUACAGAACUUCUUCCUCAAGCAGGAUGUUAAGGCCAAAAAGAAAAGUAAGGGAGACAAGAGAUUUAAGUAUGCAUUUGGUCACAGAGGAAGCCUCUGCAGAAUUAUUAGGUUAAGAUUUGAGGUUUUUGCAAAAAAAAGAAGCCUCAGAUUAUGCUUGCUAAGGUGAACAGUUGAGCUGUCAUUCAAAUCUGCCUCUUGCACUAUUUGAUUCUAUAAUAACUUUGCCGUCUAAAUGUAAGAAAGCUGGAGAUGGAAUUUUAGAAAACGUCAAAGCUACAGAAGAAAUAGAAGCUAAAUAAUUUUUCCUCCCCAUUAGGGCAAGUCACCCUUUUCUUAGGACAGCAUAUUCCCACUCCCCAAAUCUAGGAUGCCACUGACAGUUUUGUCAGUCAUCACUGGCAGUUCACCUGCACUCUUCAGAGGUUUUGCCCCUUGUGGUGAAUCUGCAAGCAAUGCUCUAGUGAUCGUUUCCAGGUCAUCAGUCUACUCUGGAUAAGACUCCUUCAACCUAACUGAUCUUUUUUUCCUUUUACUCUUUUCUAGCACUGGAGCAUGUUCCAAACUCUGUCCGCUUGUGGAAAGCAGCUGUGGAGCUGGAAGAGCCAGAGGAUGCCAGGAUAAUGCUCAGCCGAGCUGUGGAAUGCUGCCCCACCAGCGUGGAAGUAAGCUGGCAAAUCCCUCCCAUUCACCGCUUCAGACUGUGCUCUGGGUGGUCUUGUAAUAAGACUGGGAUGAAAAAUCUCAGAUGACAACUGUGGAAUUUGAGGGCGGGGAAGACAGUGGCCCCCAAAUGAAAAUGAACUGGGGUUUGUUUGUUGCUUGCCACUCCCCAGUUUAGCAGUGGGAAGUACAAAGGAUAGGUUCCCCCCAUCUCUCAAAUUCAUCUGAGAACUGGAUGGGAGAUCAACUUCCAUGGCUACUGGGAAGAGUUCUUUUUUGCUACCACUUCAAAUUUAAUUCACUCCCAUCAAAAUUAUCCCAUCCUAUUUUACCACUCUCAAAUAAUGAGUGCGCAUGCUUCAGUUCGGCGAAGCUGCAUCAUUAAAAUCCAGUCGAAGCCUCUAAUUACACAAAUGUAAUCCUAGCGAUUUCUCAUCUGUAUGGAUCUCAUUUCGAAUGUAAAAUGCAACCCACUGGGCAGGCAUAGGGUUAGGGUUAGGAGGAAUAACAGAAUCAUAGAAUUAGAGACUUGGAAGGGCCUUCUAGUCUAACCCCCUGCAAUGCAGGAAUGUUAACAUGCGGUUUCCCCCAUCCGAUUCGAAACCAUACCAGACCCUGCUUAGCUUUGCAGAUGUGCUAGUAGUUUUAUUGCUGCAGUCCCUCCCCUUGAAUGUGCUUCAGUCAUACAAUCCUCUUGCAAAAAGUUAAAUGAGCAGUAAUCCGUAAAUCUGAACUUCUAAAACAGAUCUUAAUUUUCAAACGCUUAUUGUGCUAUUGCAGACUUAAUACAGGCAAUCUCUUAACCAUGCCAUAAGAGUGGUGGAGCAGGCUCUGGUUUUGCUUGUGCUUCCUCCUGUGUUUUCGUUUUCUAGUGCAAAUUCCCCUGCAGGCCUUGGCUCUGGUUAAGUAUCGUGUCAGCACCAGGGUUACUCACAGUAACUCCAACCAGGGUUUGAAGCUGCUUAGCAAGCAUUGGUUAUGGCAGUGGAAUGUAGCAAAACACCAAAUUAGUUACGUUCUGGUAGUUGAGUGUUUGAUGGGUUUUUAUAUUUCUCUUCCUAUCCUUGAGAUGUUAUGUGAGAUUUUGCUGGAGAUAGACUAGUUAGCUGGGGUGUGAAUAAUUUUUGGACUUUUUCUUGCUGUUUUUAUAAAUUCCAUUUUUUAUUUCACUUUUGGCUAUUCUUGUAAUCCAUUUUUUAUUUUUUAAAAAGGGGGGAGAGAGAAAGAACAGACAUUGGAGAAUCAACUGCUGUUAAAUCUGCAUGGUGAUAAGUUCUGUUGCCUUAAUGACAACCCUUUUUGCCCUUGCAAUACAGCUGUGGCUUGCCCUAGCGAGGCUGGAAACGUACGAGAACGCCCGCAAAGUCUUGAACAAGGCCCGUGAGAACAUUCCGACAGACAGGCACAUCUGGAUCACAGCUGCCAAACUUGAGGAGGCCAACGGGAACACUCAGAUGGUGGAGAAGAUCAUUGACCGAGCCAUCACCUCCUUAAGGGCCAACGGGGUGGAAAUAAACCGGGAGCAAUGGAUUCAGGUACUGCUUUGGAUUGUCUCUUUGGAAACCCUAUUUAAGAAUGACCUCGUUUUUCACCCUAACAUGUGCUCAAGGUGGAUGCUGUGGGUAUAGCUCGAGGGGCAUUCAGUAGAUCUCACCGUAGGUCUGAGUGUCUCCCAUUUUGUCUACGAAAGCUCAGACAGGAAUAAAUGUAUCGGACCUUAAGGUAUUCCAGACUGGCAUCUGCCAAAGAUGGAUAGAGUGGGAAAAGGCAGGAGAAAUCCCAGAUGCUUUCCAGGAGUAACUGUGGUGAGAUACAGGGAGUGCUGUGGAAGAGGAGAGGUAGAUUUUGUUUUAGUUUUAAAAAAGAGGCUAUAAUCCUAUCUACACUUACCUGGGAGGAAGCUCCACCGAAUACAGCAGGACUUUUUUUAAAAAAAAAAUAUUUUUUAUUCAAACUUUUCAACGUAAAGGUAAAGGUCCCCUGACAGUUAAGUCCAGUCGCAAAUGACUCUGGGGUUGCGGCGCUCAUCUCACCUUACUGGCCGAGGGAGCCGAUGUUUGUCUGCAGACAGUUUUCCAGGUCAUGUGGCCAGCAUGACUAAGCUGCUUCUGGCGAAACCAGAGCAGCGCACGGAAACGCCGUUUAGCACAUCAAAGUGCAAGUAGAUAAAUAGGUACCACUAUGGCGGAAAAGUAAACUUUUCAACAUACAAUACUAUAAAAACUGGCUGUUGCUUCACUGUCGAGUCCCGAAUUUCCGGUGCCCGGCAUGAAUUGUAGUGAUGUUGCUUCUAGGAUGCAGAGGAGUGUGAUAAAGCUGGGAGUGUGGCGACGUGCCAGGCAAUCAUGAGAGCCGUGAUUGGGAUCGGGAUUGAGGAAGAGGACCGGAAGCACACCUGGAUGGAAGAUGCCGACAGUGUAAGUUCAGAUCCCAAGUGCAAAAGUUUGCUAACCCUGGAUCAGCUGCCUAAUGUGUGGUACUGAUGGCUCAGGAUAGUGAAUCUAGAGAGGUGAGUGGUGUGGGCUUUCUAGGAUCGGUGGCUGGUGGUAACUUUAUUUCUCCACGCUGUGCUGGCCUGCAUCUGAGCCUCCCUGAAGGGCAUGGUGCUAGCUAAUAAAAACUGACUCCAUUGGUAUUCUGAUGUGUGCAAAAGCUCUGGUCCACAGCUGUAUUUUGUGGAACUUGACUGCGUAACCUGGUGCAAAUAUGUUUAAGAAGCGUUUCUCAUUUCUUAACCUAGAGGGCUCUUUUGUUAUGCAUACUCUCUCACACAUAGACCUAUUUUGAGCACAGCAUCAACUGCCUCAUCGCAACCAAUUCCAAGUGUCUGGAUUCCAAGAAAGCAACUUGAGAUGUGACUACAUGCCCUUCCGUGAAGUCCUUGUAAAGAGGAGAUUUGCUACAUUCUCACUCCUUUCUCGUGGGUUUUGCAUUGCGGCUAUUGCAUCCAAUUUUAGGGCAAAUCGCAAGGCGAUACUGCUUCUUAGUCUGGGGCAGUUAUCCUGGACAAUGAUCAGCAUGAUGAGAGUGAUCCAUGAUCACUCUGAAUUAUUAAACUGGACUGGAAUCCACACACAUGCAUACAAGGUGGGGGAAAUCAACCCUCUUUACCAUCAUCUGGUUGACAGAGAAACUAAUACACAGAAAUCCCUUUUGUUGAGUAUGUACACACAAAAGUCAUGAAAAGACAGAUACAUAAACGUUGACCAACUUUGCUCUUUGUCGUAGAAGCCCCAAUAGUUUUGUGUUCUCGUGUUCCCACAGUGCGUCGCUCACAAUGCGCUUGAGUGCGCCCGGGCAAUCUAUGCCUACGCCUUACAAGUCUUCCCCAGCAAGAAAAGUGUGUGGUUGCGAGCAGCCUAUUUCGAAAAGAAUCAUGGAACCAGGUACGUCACAUUCGUGGUCCUGCUUGAUCCCAGUUCAUCAUGAUGGUUACUUUUGCAGGGUGUGUGUUUGCUUUCACCUGUUGCAUCUUGGGAGGGGAAACCCCUUUUGUAGAUAGGCCUAUCCCAUUUAAGGAGGAAGAUCUCUGAAAUAUCCUUCCAUGAUCCUUCUCGUAGGAUUUGUCAGGGAACUGCCAUCAGAACUGGGUGGGGUGGGGUGGGAGGGACAGUUGCGUUACAGGGAGCCUCCAAAAAUCUUGCGAAGCAGUUCCUCUUCAGGUGAUGAGUGAUGAGGAAAACCCCACCUCUAGUGGGGAAGAGGUGAAAGGACCAGAGGAUGCUGGUGGGAACCUCAGCACCACUUCUGGCAAAGCCGGCCAGGAGGGAAGCACGCCCCCUCCGUUGCCCACCCUGUGCAGAAGUCCAAAGUGCAAAGAGGGAAGGAAAAGGCUGGGCGUAACAAGGCUUUUAUGCCGGAGGAGGUCCAGGAAACAGGCACUCCCGGAUUCUGCUAGCGAUUGAGGCAGACAUGAACUUUCGGGUUCUGCACUGUAAAUAGUUUGCACCUAAAUAAAACCGGUAAAAGACAGGUCGGAGUCCUGCCUGGUUACUCGUGAGCAGCUACCCUUGCCAUCUGACAGAUUCAUUUUUUAAAGAAGUAUUGGGUACUGUGAUCCGUAAUAUGUUAAGUAGAUGGCUUGAAAGAUGCUUAUCGGCAGUGUCUUCUGGAAAGUGCGAGCUAUCCUUGCUCUGCUUCUUAUUACUCACCUUUUCCAAUGAACCACAUUGGAGAGUGUUUUCCAGAAGCUGAUUUUGUAGUUUUAAGUGGGCAGCGGUUUGUGUCGUGGUACAGCAUUUCCUGAAACCUCCUUGAUGAAAUGAGUGAGGAAAGGUUAUGGCUCUGGGCUCUUGUGACGGUAGCAAUGGCUAAUACUGGCUGACAAUACGCGGAGCUCAGCGUUCUGGGUCACUGGUGCUCUUGUUCGUCCCUGCAGGGAAUCCUUGGAGGCUCUCCUGCAGAGGGCCGUGGCUCACUGCCCCAAAGCCGAAGUCCUCUGGCUCAUGGGAGCCAAAUCGAAAUGGCUUGCUGGAGACGUCCCUGCCGCCAGGAGUAUCCUGGCUUUGGCUUUCCAGGUGAGUGUGCAUCUCUUUGCGUGGCCUUCGCUGUGUCCAUUAUCAUGGGGACAAGACGUGAUGCUACAAGCAAGAAGUGUUCUCUGCGUUGAGGGAUUGUAUUUUGUCCCAUGACAACGAAAUGCAGCGGGAUCCUAUAGCUGAAAUUUCUUAAUCACCAGAAUCCAGAUAAUCCACUAUGUGCCCUUCAUAUUUGAAUAAAAUGUUGGCUGUAAUACCCUGACUUUUCUUUACCCAAUAUUUUGGUCUUUUCAUUAAGUCUCUUGGAAACUUGGAUAAAAGAUUAAGCAUAUUGCUUAAUCUUUAUCGCAAGUGCUUCAGCCCUGAGCAGCCUUUCUCAGUGACUGCUUUUUGCAAGAAACAGUUGAAUUUUAAAGAUUUAUAUAUCACCCUUCAGUGGAGCAUGCAGAGUGGUUUAGAAAAACGAGAUAAAGAUACAAAAAAUAAAAAAUGCAUUAAAAGCUCUGGGGGAAAGAAAAAUGCUUGAUACCUAACAGAUUAUUGUGUUGGCAGCAGGUGGGCCUCUGGGGAGUCAGUUCCGCAUGCAGAGUGUCAAUAUGUUUUAUCAUUUCCUGCAACAUUACAGGGAUGAAGGUAGCCUUGCCAAAAGGUCAACACCAUUUUUUGAGGGUUGGGCCUGUCACGCAGGACAUGGGAGAACUUUAAUUUCUUCUCCAUUUUACACAAGCAUCUGUGCUUGAUCACUUUGAGGAGAUUCUUGCUCACCCCAAGCAAGUGGCUGUUUUCAGGUCUGCCCCAGUGCUGCCUGUACAUCUCGAUGAACUUGUUUGCGUUAUUAGAAAUUGCACCUGCCCACUUCUCCCUUCUAGUGUGACAAAGGCCACGGCAUCAGGGGACUGAGCCUGGAUCUUGUGUGGUUUUCUGUGCCAGAACUGGUGAUCAGAAGCCAGUAGUGAACAUAUUUCAUACUCUGCUGCUCAUAGGCAAACUGCCAGCCGGAUUGUUUUAUUUGAAGAGCCCUGUUUUGAGUGUGCUAAUGAAUUCUCAGGAUUGACAGACAAAUAUUUCUGAGUAGUCAUUUGCUUGUUUAAAUGCCUUUGUUUAAAAGCACUUUGCCUGGAGGGAAAGUGCCUGAGCCAGCAGCCGCUCGCUUUGAGGUUCCCAAGGAAGGAACCUGAAGGAAGUGUGAAAAAGAAAGAGCGUUUGCUUUGUUGCUGGCCUGGUCAGACAAGGAAAGUCCACAGUGCUGCCACCGCUGCUCCCAUUGGAAAGAGGAGGUUGGCAUCGCUGCCUUGUCCCAUUUGAAGCAAAAGUGAUGUAAGUUGAGUGGGGCCAUAAAACAGAGAGCCAUGCAUCUAUGACUCCACCCCCAUCGUUCUGCCCGGACACUGAGGUCCAGCACCAAGGACCUUCUGGCACUUACCUCACUGCGAGAAGCCAAGUUACAGGGAACCAGGCAGAGGGCCUUCUCAGUAGUGGUGCCCGCCCUGUGGAACGCCCUCCCACCAGAUGUCAAAGAGAACAACAACUACCAGACUUUUAGAAGACAUCUGAAGGCAGCCCUGUUCAGGGAAACUUUUAAUGUUUAAUGCAUUACUGUAUUUUAAUAUUUUGUUGGAAGCAGCCCAGAGUGACUGGGGAAGCCGGAUGGGCGGGGUAUAAAUAAUAAAUUAUUAUUAUUAUUAUUAUUAUUACUCUGUGUGUCUCCUUGAUGAGGCCUGUCAUGUUUUGCAAAUCAUUAUUAGGAAAAUUACAUGUUCUUAAUUUUUGUAAAAUUGUUUGUGUGUGUGUAGUGGCCCCACAUUUCUUUCUCUUUCUCUCUCUCUCUCUCUCUCUCUCUCUCACACACACACACACACACACACACACACACUGGGAGGAGUGGUGGGAUAUUGGCACGAGAAAUAAAUAAAUAAACCCCGUGUUUGGUGAGUGUGCCAUUUCAGCACUGUAGCUCAUCCAUCAGAGAUCCAUUGGCAGCUUCCACUGAGCAAAUCAGAAGGUGGUAUCUGAUUCCUGAACUGCCAACAGGACUGUGUAGUGUUGGGCUUUCAUGCACCACACUCUGUGAAGAAAAUGAUUUGCUACCUCUAAUGGAAUAGAGCAAGAACAGGGCUGGUGGAUUUCGAAGAAGCAACAUCCUUUUAACGCCCACCACUGCUUUCCUUUACGUAUAUUUGUCUGCCCUUCUGUUAUUAUUCAGGCCAACCCGAACAGCGAGGAGAUUUGGCUGGCUGCUGUGAAGUUGGAAUCUGAAAAUAACGAAUACGAAAGAGCAAGGAGGUUGUUGGCCAAGGCUCGUAGCAGUGCCCCAACAGCCAGGGUAAGCCAUGCGUAGCUCUGAGGGUAUUUCAGCAUUGAAACCACCACCCAGGUCCCAGUGAAUGUAUGAAACCACCUUUACAGACCUGGACACAUUUCUCUGUCUAGUCUAAUGGUGAUGGUUUGAGCAAAGGGUCUUUUUCCAAUCCUUCAUCCUUAAAGUCCUUCAACUGGAGGUGCUGGGGAUUGAGCCUGUGACAUAUUACAAGGGGAAGCAUCCGCUCUGGGACCAGUUACAGUCUGGGUCUUUUCAAUAGUUUUGCUUGAGUUGCUUUUUAAUAUUUUAAACAUCUUGCUUCCCAAGUGUUCAUUGUCCAGUAGAAACUCGAUUAAAUCAGUUGAAAUGAGCAACCAAACAGUACAAAAACUUACCGUAUUUUUCGAUCUAUAAGACGCACCAGACGCACCUAGUUUUUGGAGGAGGAAAACCAAGAAAAAAAAUAUAUUCUGAAUCCCAGAAGCCAGAACAGCAAGAGGGAUCGCUGCGCAGUGAAAGCAGCAAUCCCUCUUGCUGUUCUGGCUUCUGGGAUAGCUGCGCAGCCUGCAUUCGCUCCAUAAGACGUGCACACAUUUCCCCUUACUUUUUAGGAGGGAAAAAGUGAGUCUUGUAGAGCAAAAAAUACGGUAUUUAUGGGGCAUAAUAGCUCUCGCAAGCUGUGGGUGUGUUUGGACUGGAAUACGUGUGGUCUGGCUGUGACAGUCUUUGAGAUGAUCUCUCUCUUCCCCUCACCUUCAUCCUCUUAGGUCUUCAUGAAGUCUGUCAAACUCGAGUGGGUUCUUGGGAACAUUGCUGCAGCUCAGGAGCUCUGCGAGGAAGCGCUGAAGCACUACGAAGACUUCCCUAAGCUGUGGAUGAUGAAGGGGCAAAUAGAGGAGCAGGAGGAGCUGAUAGAAAAAGCCCGAGAUGCCUAUAACCAAGGGGUAAGGGCACAACCUGCUUCCUUUUCCUCUUCCCCACCUCUUCCUCAUUCCUUGGGGAGAAGAUGGAAAGCUCCAGCAGUAGCCUCUGCAGUCGAGCAUCCCUGUGGAAAGCCAAACAGGAGCAUCAGAGGUCAGGCUCCUGGCUCAGACCAUUGCAGCCACUGCAUCAACCUUGCAGUCGGUGUCAACGUUUUAUCAGGCAUGCCAGCAGUUCUUCUCUCACUCCCACCCCAGUAAUUCUUGCAUGCUUUUGCGUUACUGUUUGGCUCGGACAGAUGUUGUCCGUGAGGAUUAAUGAGUUGUUCCGGGAAAGUGACUGACUAGCGAGGCUGCUCUUUAAGUAUCUGAUCGAUAAACCAGACUCUCUAUAGACGUGCCCAGCUUGGACUUGUUAACGGAAACAGUUGCCUAAGGACAAACAAAUUCUUGUUUUCCCCACCCCCAUUCCAUGAUGGUUCAGAGAUAAUUCCUCCUGCCGUGAAAAGAGUCCAAUCCAAUAAAUACAGUUUGUAGCCACAGGUCUUUUCAGCAACCGAAGUGUCUGUGGCUACAAUUAUGUGCACAGUUGUGGCUUCUUGAGUAAGGCUUUAUUCCCUUCCAAACAGCUGAAGAAAUGCCCUGGUUCCAUACCCCUUUGGCUGCUGUUGUCCAGGCUGGAGGAGAAGGUCGGCCAGCUCACCCGAGCCAGAGCCAUCUUGGAGAAGUCUCGCUUAAAGAAUCCAAAGAACCAAGACCUGUGGUGAGCCUAUGGAGAUUCCGUGUCUUUCAUUUCUUAGAAAUCUCCUGCAGCUUCGCUAACCUUGAAACGUCGUGCUCUUCCCUCCCGCAGGUUGGAAUCCGUGCGAUUAGAAUACAGAGCUGGACUGAAGAACAUCGCCAAUACGCUGAUGGCCAAGGCUCUGCAAGAGUGUCCCAACUCAGGUGACAGAGGGGUCGUUUCUCUUUCGCGUGUUGGCCUUUGCUUAACCUUUGAGUUGACUUCUUUUAAAAACACAACCCUCUCAAUUAGCACCGCAACUUUAGGCCAGCUGGCACUAAAGCAAGCUCAGUGUGCCCACCCUUCAUACUGUGUGAGGCCCCCCCUCACAUGAUACCUGUCUGCAGUUUGUACUUCCAUAGCAUCCUUUCCCCUGUCCUGGCCAUUAGGACAAUCAUAAAGUGUGAGCAGGAUCUGUGGUUAUUCCCUCAAUGCCAAUAGAUAUUGGGCAAUCCAUGGGUUUGAACUUUGACAUUGCCAUGCCUCUUUCUGGUCCACUAAGCCCCAGUCUACCUAGGCCUCAUUCUCCUUCGAAACUCAUCAGACGUCUACCAGAUGGUGCAUGUUUCAGUUUCCUGACACAUCUCCCUCUGGAGGCUUGUACUCAGUCUUGUUUGCUUAUCUCUGAAGAGAUGAGAGCUGAUUCUUGAGAGAGGCUCUGUGUGGGUCUAUCUGUGGCAGUUAAAAUUCUCUAUGGGUGGUCCUAAUGAAUGGCUGGCUUGCCCACACCAAAAGUGCCCAGAGCAACCUUAACGCUUAUCUUCUAUGCCAAGCCGCCUCCUAUGGAGAAAAAGCCCUCCUUUGAUACUAAGCAAAUAAAGAGAUUGAAAACGGUCAGUUCAGCCCACCGGGGCUUAUUUCUUAGUCCUUGAAUGUUGAGAAAUGAAUGCAGUGACUGAAUAAAUGUUCUUUUGUAGUAAUCACCGGGAUGUUAAAAAUUUUUUUUUAUCUACGUAGUAAUUAAAUGAAGGAAGGGGCUGAUUUGGGGAGGGUGGGUUGGUUGCAGAUGUAGGAUAUAAAGCCCUUUAAAACAGGCAAACUCUGCGCUUCAGAUGUUUUGGGACUACAAUUCCCAUCAUCCCUAGCUAACAGGACCAGUGUUCAGGGAUGAUGGGAAUUGUAGUCUGGAGGGCAAGUUUGCCUAUGCCUGCUUUAAAACAAAGAGUCAUGAAAGCACAUCUGUGUAGGUCUGCUUUGCAGGAUUCAGGUGUGCUGCUUGAGCUCAUCCUGGCUAUCCAGAUGGGGUGGUGGCCGCAAUACAAACCAAGCCCCUCCCAGCCCACAUGGGAUAUUUCCCCCUCAGCCCAACCCCAAAUGGGCAGCUUGCCUGUGUUGCUUCCUUCCACAAAACAGGGUGUCAUGCUCCGAGUUGCUGGAUUUCACGAUUUGCUAUUUGGAUUCCCCCUCGCCCUUUAUGUGUUGAUUUUUUACUUCCCUUGGGUCAGACCUCUGGUCCACCUAGCUCAGUAUUGUCUACAGUGCUUGGCAGAAGCUCUCCAGGGUUUCGGUCAGGGAAUCUCCCAGCCCUACCUGAAGAUGGCAAGUGUUGAACCUCUGACCUUCUACAUGCAAAGCAAAUUCUCUGCCACUGAAUUACGGCCCUUCCCCCAAGUUUAUUUCUUUUCAUCUUUCUCUCUCCCCCUCCCUCCUUGAACACAACACCAUAGAUUAAAACUUGCCUAUGAUAACAUUUUUUUUAAAAAAAAAAUCAAGUAUGGAAAAACAGCGAUAAAACUCAAGCUUGUUAGAAAGCACAGCGGGAAAAGAGUCAAAACAAAAUUCAGGCCAAACAGUUCUUACAAUUGCAGAAGUUUAAUCAAGAGGGCUGCUAGAGAGACCUCUUGGUGCAAGGAAUUUUGCUCCACAGUUGCAAAAAUGUCUCACCAAUUGGUGCAGAGCUGCUAUGCUAGCUUCCUGGCAGGUACAAAGGGUCACUGUUGCUUUCCUGGGGGAAUGAGCCGGUGGGGACGUCAGCGCAGUGCUUGAGUGUUGCAUUGGCUGUUCCAGUGUGGUUGCAUCACACCAACCUCCCCAUCACCAUCCCAACCUCCCCUCCCCAGGAAGCAACAGGGGUUCAAAUAAUAAUAAUAAUAAUAAUAAUAAUUUUUAUUUAUACCCCAGCCAAGACCGGGCUCAGGGCGGCUAACACCCGAUAUAAAAGCAAAUUGAUUGAAAUACAACUUAAAAACAAGAUUAAAAUACAACAUUAAAAUAUUAAAAUACAGCCUCAUUUCAAUGGAAACUCAAAUCAAAAACUUUUUUCGGGAUGAAAACGUCAAGUCUUCACAAAGGCUAACUUUCCAGACUGGUCCUACAUGGGCCAGAAAAAAGCCAGGGAAGUCCCCACAUAGGAGUUCCAUCACAGGAGGGGAAAGGAAAAAAGAAGAGGGGGAGGGAAUCAAAUUGAUUCCAAGCCGAAGGCCAGGCGGAACAACUCUGUCUUACAGGCCCUGCGGAAAGAAAUCAGAUCCUGCAGGGCCCUGGUUUCAUGAGACAGAGCGUUCCACCAGGCCGGAGCCAGUGUUGAAAAGGCCCUGGCUCUGGUUGAGGCUAAUCUAACUUCCUUAGGGCCCGGGACCUCUAAGGUGUUGCUAUUUAUGGACCUUAAGGUCCUCCGUGGGGCAUACCAGGAGAGGCGGUCCCAUAGGUACGAGGGUCUUAGGCUAUGAAGGGCCUACUGGUAAGCUCACGUUUCAGCUCCACUCCACCUGGCGAGGUUGCUUCUGAGCAGGGACAUGCAAAAAGGGACAGGUGAGAAGCAUCAUUCAGAAGCACACUGUUCAGUUUGGGGAUCUCAGCAAUCUAAUCCCUUCUGUUUGUGUUGCCAGUAUUAGCACCUGCAGAGGUUUUAGUCUUCAGAGAGAUGCAGAAGUACUGAGCAUCUGCUGACAGCAAAUGUAUGCAAAACUACCUAAAUUAAAACGGUGGAGUCUUUUUGUGUGUGUGGGAGCCUCCUGGCUAGAAGGUUAUAAUACCUGCUGUGAGUAAGCAAUAGCAGCUUGCCAUUGUCUGUUACCUGGUGCGACUUCAACCUUCUUUGACUCUUAGGAAUCCUGUGGUCGGAAGCAAUCUUCCUAGAGGCAAGACCCCAGAGGAAGACCAAGAGUGUGGACGCUUUGAAGAAAUGUGAGCACGACCCCCACGUCCUCCUUGCUGUGGCCAAGUGAGUAACGGCGUCUGCUUUGCAAUCUGACUUGCAGGGUUUGUAAAGCCUUCUUUGGAUAAGAAAAGUCUGGAAUCCUAAGUAGUUCAGAAAGAUCAGGCCCCCCUUGGUGGACUUUGCUUAAAGGCUGAGCGAUCAAGAAGUUGCAUGAAGUUAGGAGCGGUCAGCACAUGCUCUGCACAGCUCUUCUUCCCCUUUUCCUUUCAUACUCCCCAUUUCUGGAGAAAACAUUUCCCAUUUUUAAAGACUUGUGGUAAAUCACAAAAAUUAUGUGUUGUGUUAAAAACAGUCAGUAAGCAUUGUACAAAUCCCGGAUCUCCAGCUUGAGCAGCUUUUAAUACGUUGAAGCAAACUGCAUAUGAUUUGAUUUUGAUGCCUAUGCUGGAGUGGCUGACAUUGGCUUAUUUGUUUACUUACUUACUUGCUUAUUUAAUUCCAUAAAAUUUAUACACUGCUUGAUUGUAAAAAAACAAACACACAAUUGAAGUGAUUUACAAAGAGAUAAAACAGUAAAUUCACUACCCUUCUUGAAAAUGUGCAAAAGUUUAAAUAUUAAAACAGGUUAAAAUUCCCUCAGCUGUUAAGCAACUUGAUAUGCCUGUCUACACAGGAAUGCUUUUAGCACAUUUGUCAGCCAUUAUCAAGUACUGCAAUGGCUUUGAAACUGUGUUCUGAGAAUAUCGGGAGUUUUCCUUGAAUGGAAAAUGAGUAGAGGUGGACACAGUCUUCUCACAAGGGCAGCUUUCCCUCCUGAUAUUCCCCUGUUAACGCACUAGGGAGCAUUGGCUGUGCUCUAGCAUGCUCUCCCUAUACAGACCCAACAGACCUGGCCAGAAUUGCCCCAUGGCGCUGGAGCAUUUGCCCCUCAGAACCGCCUGCAGUUUGCUCGCGUUCUGCUACAGACACUCAGGAGUGGGGUUGUUUAGUACAUGACCCGAUCAGCACUACUAAUUUGUUAUGAUAAGUUAAAUUUGCUCAAGGUUUACUUGGCUGUACAUGUAUCUUUGAAAUGAUUCCACCCCAACUUUGUUAACUUAAAAAAUCCCAGGGCAGAUGGAUUAAAGAUAGCAAAAGGGUUAGAAAAUUGCACGAAUGGAGAUAGAAAUUUUCAAAACCACUGGAAUGCUUGGCUUGGAGAGUCUAAACUCCAAGACAAAUGGGUAGGUUCCUGAGAGAUUUCAGGGUAAAUGAGUUCAUGUAGUUCUCUACAAAAACCGUCUAGCUUUUGCUGGUCAUCUAAGCAAUAUUUCAUUGCCCUAGUGACCUGUGUCCCUGCCCUGUGAUAUGGUGCAACCCAUCAUAAUCCAUGGGCUUUCAAAUGACUUUCAAGAGCAUCAGGUGUGAAUCUUACAGGUAGUGUUUCUUUCCUCUUAUCAGCCGCAAUCCAAAGCCGCAAUCAUGCAGCUCAGACUUGCAGGCAACCUUUCUAUCAAAUCACAGCAACUGAGAUUUGUUGGUCUUGACUGAGCCUGUCUUUUGAUGUGCAUAAAUUGAUCCCUGUCACAACACAACAAAACAAAAGCCAGUGCAGCUGGUUCAUUGGGGGACAAAUCUUAAAAGUGCACAAGCAGAUUUUUAGAACAUGCAGGCUGAAAAGCUCUGGAAUUAAGCAUAGCCCUUAGUUCUCCCUCCACAGCUGUGCCUGGCUGCUUCCCAGGUGGAUUUUCCGUAGCUAACAGCUGUGCUCUGUUGGAGAAGGGGAUCUCAUUUGGUUGCAGACUUCAGCAUUGUACACAGUCCACCAAGCGUGUCUCUUGACGCAGCUCCCAUUCAUUUCCACGGGGCACGCACAGGAACCACUUCUGCGGCACUGUGCCCAUCGUUCGUUCGAUCGGCAAUCUAAACAGUCUUCCAUUUCCUAAUCCCCCUGCCUGUUGGCAGCAGGCCAAGUUAGGUCUGUUUGUGUGUUUGCGGCAGAGUUGGGGCACCUAUUGCCCUCCUGGUAUUAUUGGGCUUUCAGCUACUGUCAGUUUGGCCAUGCUGGCUGCGGCUGAUAAAUAUUGGGGUCCCGGCAGCAUUUGGAGGGUCGCUCUUUCUCUAUCCCUCGUUGAUGGGACUGCUGUGCAGGUGUUGAAUGGAGUGCUGCAGGGUGGAUGAGCAUUGCACAAAUAAACUAAAGAGGGUCCUUUCUGGCUCGGCUAGAGAUGAUUUACUGCUUUCCCUGUAGUGACUCAUCUUUUAAAAGGCAGCUUAGCAUUUGCAUUUUAUCUCCUUGCAAAGGCCAAUAUAAUAUUCUGAAGAGCUUUCCAAAAGUUGUUUCCUCUGCAUAGGCUGUGUGACUAGAUACUGGUCAAGGCAAAUGCCCCGAUGCAUAAUGUGUUAUCAGAAUGGUGUUGCUGGUCUCCCCAGCUCACCUACUUCUUUAACUCUCUUUCCUCCAUAGGUUGUUCUGGAGUGAACGUAAAAUAACCAAGGCUCGUGAGUGGUUCCAUCGGACAGUGAAGAUCGAUUCUGACCUAGGGGACGCCUGGGCUUUCUUCUACAAAUUCGAGCUUCAGCAUGGCACAGAGGUAACUUCAAGGGAUCUGCCAAUCUUUAAUUGGACCCGCUGAGGAGAUUUUGCUGAUUUGGGGCACCUCAGUUUCCUGCUACUUUCCCUUUCCAAGUCUGCAAAAGUUGAGGCUGAGCAGGAUUCCAUGUUUCUUGGGAAGGCGCUUCAGUGAUCUUCUGGGGAGGGUGAGCAAGGAUCUCAUGGGAGUUCCUUCACCUGCUCCGUAUCUCUCCCCUUGGACAGGGCUUGCCUUUCUCGAAAGAGCACUUCUUGAUGGAUGUCACUCCCUUCCUUUCAAGUGCUUCAGCCGUUCUCUGGCAAAGCCCUUUUUAAAAAAAGGACGUGCUGUGCAAUGUACCUGCUACUUCAUACGUGGAAGCAGGGUGCAGUACUCCCGGCCUGUGGUUCCACAACUCCUCGGGCUGAUCUCAGGGCAUCCCCUUUGCAACGGUGAGCUUUUCCAUUGGCCCCAACACUGCCAGUCAUUUCAGCAACUGAAUGCACAUGACUGAGGACUGUGGAAUUCAUAGAGAGGGGUGGAUUGGCCUUCUCAGCCCAGGGAAACUGAACCCACAUAACAGGUCAGAGUUUAGGAAGAAACAUGUGCUUCCUUCUAAGCUGCAGUCCUAAAUGCACAUACUGGUGAGUGAGCCUCACAGAGUGCAGUGGGACUUCAUUUCUGAGUAAAGAUAUCUAGAAUUGCACCGUUCUUGGGGAUCCUUCUGGACGUCAAUGGUUAAAGCUGAUUCCUCUGCUGUUUUCUGUUUUCUCCCUGCAGGAGCAGCAAGAGGAGGUGAGGAAGCGCUGUGAAAACGCAGAGCCGCGCCACGGAGAGCUGUGGUGUGAGGUCUCCAAGGACAUCAGCAACUGGCAGAGCAAGAUUGGGGAGAUCCUGGUGCUGGUGGCGGCCAAGAUAAAGAACACCUUCUAGAGGGGAGAGGAGGCUUUGUUGAGCCACGCCGUGGCCUCUUUGCUUGGCUUGCCCCCUUGGACUUCGUCCCCGCAGGCUAUGGCUCCUGGAAGGAGUCUGGAGGGCAGAGAAAAGGGGGUGACUUUUUUCCCUGGUCAGGUUUAAAAGGAAAGCCAGUCCCUCCCCCAAGCGCUUCUUAAUGAGCAAAAUAACGAUUGUGUAGGGAGAGAGCUUUAUUUACCACCUUGGCCAUCCUGAAGCAUGAAUAGUGGAAACCUUGGCCUGUCAGCUGGCAAGCAUUUUAUUUCACUCUGCCUGGACUCCACCUGGUGUGUUACCUCUGAAAAGCAACUGAGCCUUUUUAGUUUUCCAAUACUCAGUUUGUCUUACUGUGUCCUCGAUGAAAGUGACUCCUAGCUGUUUAGGGCAUGGCAGCCUGCGGAACACAAACAGUGAAAUAUAACCUGUUUUCAAACAAGUUUAGCUGUCCUGGUGUUCCACAAGGGGGAUUCUCUCUGACAGAGAAUGUUAGGGAUCUUUAAGGAAAGUCUAAGACCUUUUCCGGAGUUUUCAGAGCUUCUUGUGUGGGAAGCUAUGAUGUUGAAACCAGUUCAGGUUUGCUGCGUAGAUGUGACCCCAUCGAUGCCUGAAAGGCAACGAUUGCUCAAAGACCCACAGAUGGCAGUAGAAAGGCAAAAGUUGAAAAGGUUGACUUCAGGAUGAGACCUGUUUGGAGCUCAGUGGGGUUAGGACAGAACUUCAACAAAAUGCCUUUAGCUACAUUAAAGUAGAGAGACUAUUUUGUCAAUUAUUAAAUUUCUCUCUCCGGAAUUAAGACAUGUCAUCUUAAGAGAAAGGUAUCGCAGGAGUAGAACAGCAGUUGAAAAUAGACUUUGCAGUCCGCAUGCUUAACCAUAGAAGUCGGUGGCAUAAGGCUGGAAAAGCAAGAAGGAAACCCCUUUCCAUGUCAAACAGAAGAGGCAGCUUUUUGGGAGGACAGAGGUGGGUCAGCGAGGUCUGUGGGUUGUACACAAAGCCCAGCAGGAAUGUCACCUGCGCACGUCCCAGUGAAAUGAAUGGGUGCAACACAAUUGUCCCCGCAGGUACGUGUGAACCUCCCAUUCAUUUCACUGGAACUUGCAUAAAUAUGUCCCAAUGACGGACGUGUGUGGCUGCCUUGGAUGAAAGCCUUUUUGUCGUGUAGAUGGAUUUUUAAAAAAAUAAAUCCCAGCUUGAGUCCCUCCCACAACACACCAAAGCUUUCCCAUCCCCAGAUGUCACAAUCCAGCACCCCUGACACCAUUCCUUUUCCCAAAACGUCUUCUGUGUUAAGAUAUAUCUUGUGUGUUUCUGGAUGAAACCUUGGUUGGUUUUUUUAAAAAAACAUGAACCAAUGAUGGUUGUACAUAGUAAGAAGCUGUAAAAUACAAUCCUGUUUCGUUUUGUGAUA
Messenger RNA from Podarcis lilfordi (Lilford's wall lizard), 33849 nucleotides. NCBI's taxonomy places the organism in Eukaryota, Metazoa, Chordata, Lepidosauria, Squamata, Lacertidae. The record is from the annotation of a GenBank genome assembly.